AUAAAAUGCUGUUCCCCAAACAAAUAUAAGCCAUGCAGAUAAUACAAACACACAUUUUUAUUUUUUAUGUUAUGGAGGGUAGUAGUUCUAAGGGCAAGGAAGAACGGGGCGAGACGACUCGAUACCGAGGCGUACGAAGACGGCCGUGGGGGAAGUUUGCGGCUGAGAUACGUGAUUCGAAUAGACACGGUGCUCGUGUUUGGCUGGGGACUUUUAACACCGCGGAGGAAGCAGCUCGAGCUUACGAUAGAGCAGCUUAUUCAAUGAGAGGUCACUUGGCUAUUCUUAAUUUCCCGCAUGAGUAUCUAAUGGGUAGCGGCGGAGCUACCGCUUCCCGUGGCUCGUCUUCCGCCGCUUCUUCUUCUUCAUCUUCGUCGUCGAUGGAUCAAAGAGGGAAACAAGUGUUUGAAAUAGAGUAUUUGGAUGAUAAGUUGCUUGAAGAGCUUCUUGAAAAUGAAGAGAAAAACAAGGAAAAAAAGUAAGUUGAUGGGGCAAGAGGAAGAAGAGUGUUGUUUGGCUUCUUGGUUUGACUUGUCAACUAUCUUGAAUUUUUGCUUCUCCACGGCUAAUUAAAGCACUCAUUUUCAGCAACGAUAAUAGCUUUACAUCAACUCCAUUAAUCAUGAAGCUCGUUUCUUUUUUUUCCCCUUUUUUCUUUUAAAAAAAAUUAUAUAUAUGCACACAUACUAAUGUAGACAAUACCUAUAACUUGAAA
Gossypium arboreum is the source of this 715-nucleotide messenger RNA. Its product is annotated as ethylene-responsive transcription factor ERF096-like. The transcript has a single exon. Bases 33 to 482 code for a protein of 149 amino acids. Gene Ontology annotation, biological process: ethylene-activated signaling pathway; regulation of DNA-templated transcription. NCBI's taxonomy places the organism in Eukaryota, Viridiplantae, Streptophyta, Magnoliopsida, Malvales, Malvaceae. Gene Ontology annotation, molecular function: DNA binding; DNA-binding transcription factor activity. The record is from RefSeq and is a predicted model, not a curated record.